Messenger RNA from Quercus robur (English oak), 1233 nucleotides. RefSeq names its product dehydration-responsive element-binding protein 1B-like. The coding region runs from base 70 to 807 and encodes 245 amino acids. The transcript has a single exon. Gene Ontology annotation, molecular function: DNA-binding transcription factor activity; DNA binding. The record is from RefSeq and is a predicted model, not a curated record. Lineage: Eukaryota; Viridiplantae; Streptophyta; Magnoliopsida; Fagales; Fagaceae. Gene Ontology annotation, biological process: regulation of DNA-templated transcription.
CAAAGUGACUCUUUUCUCAAUUAAUUUAUAGAAUCACAGUACGCUAAUUCUCUCCCUCUCUCACACAAAAUGGACUUUGAAUCUGAGUCUUUGUCUUCCUCAUCACCUUCUUCUUCGUCCCAACUUUCUACAUGCAGUCCAUGCAACCCUACUUCUUGUUCUUCAUCCUCUUCAUCUUCAUCACAAUCCUUGCUUAAAUCCCACAAGCGAAAAGCCGGAAGAAAGAAAUUCAAAGAGACCCGUCACCCAAUCUAUAAGGGUGUUAGGCAAAAAAAUGGUACAAAAUGGGUUAGUGAAGUUCGUGAACCAAACAAGAAGUCAAGGAUUUGGUUAGGUACUUUCCCUACCCCAGAGAUGGCUGCUAGGGCACACGAUGCAGCUGCCUUGGCACUUCGGGGUACUUUGGCUGAGCUCAAUUUUCCUAACUCCGCUUGGCUUGUUCCACGACCCAACUCAUCUUCUGCUAAGGAUAUACAAAUGGCUGCUCAAAAAGCUGCCGAGGCUUUUAAGCCAAGUGAUAAUAAGAAGGAAGAAAAGGUUUUGGAACCUUGUUUAGAGGACACACGAUUCAUGGAAAGAAAAAAGGAGGUUAUCGAGCCUGAAAUAACACUGGAAAUUUUAUGUGAGAGUAAGGAUAAUCCAGAGCAACCUGGGACGUUUUUCUUGGACGAGGAGGCAUUGUUCAAUAUGCCGGGUCUAUUGGAAAGCAUGGCAGAGGGCUUGAUUCUAACACCACCAGCUAGGCAAAGAGGGUUUGAUUGGGAUGAUUUGGGUUGUAACUUGGAUUUGACUUUAUGGACUGACUAGUUAAUUGUUUAGGUAAACAUUGUGCGAGAAGGAAAGUCUUUAAAAAAUUGAAAUCUCCAACCUAAUAAAAAAUUGAGUUUUUUCACUCAAUUUUUUAAGCACAUUUUUCAAAAAAUUUAUUAUAAUUUAAUCAAUUGAGCCUAAUAUUUCAAUUUUAUAAAAAAAGUAAGUCUGAAAAUAUCUCAAAGUAACAAAUUCCCAAAAUCUUGGGUUGGAGUUGGCUACUUGGGUUGAAAACUUUUCCAGCCUGAUCUUAACAAACCCAAGCUUUAGAAAAAAGUUAACAGUCCAACCCAACUCAUCAAUCUACAAUAAACUAACCCAAGAUAUUGGAUUAGGUUGGUGGGUUGAAUGCAAGCUUCUAUUUGUUAAUUCAUAAUCCCUUUCUAGAAUUUUUUUUUCUACAUCAUGAUAGGCAUUGAAUGG